CCAAAAUUGCAUGCCAUAAAUCAUGGCACUGCAUAUUGUGGCAGAGAUACUGUAAAGGUCUUACUAGUUCUUCUGGAUGAAGAGGCUGUAAAUGCACCUACCCAGAACAAAGCAGAUCUGUUAUAUGGUAAUGAAAACUUGAGUUUGUGUGCAAUCACCUCUGUUCUGAAACUGUUCAGAUCUCCAGUGCAGUCCAAUGGAUCUUCUCCAAAACCUCUUCGACAACGUAUUCAGAAAUACGUGGAUGAAAAAGUAACUAAGAUGAAGCAAUCUUCAAUCAAAUCUCAGUUUGCAUGUACAUAUAAGAAUGAGUUGAGGGAAAUGCACGGUCAGCAUUCCCUCAAAAUUCUGACCUGCAAACCUCCUGCACCAAAGCAACACUUAAAAGCUGGACAUGGCACAGAAGGUACAAUUUCAUGUCUCGAUGUACCAGUGCUUGGAACUAUUUCUGAAAGUGUUCACCAGACUAGAAGUUGUACAGAAAUGGGAGAGCUGAGUUGUCAGCCAAGGAACAAGAACUCCAGGAAUGAACAGAUGGAUUUGAAUAAUGACAAAGUAAUCUGUGACAAGGAAAGUGAACCAUCUUUGCAAAAAAAUGCUAAAAGGCUUAAGACUUCAAAGAACUCUUAUAAGGAACUGGACAGCAAAACUGGUGGAAAAAGAAAACAGAGCAAAACUGCAAGUAAGAAUAAGUUGAUUGCAGGUCAGGCAAAAUUAACUCACUUUUUUCGACUGUGA
Messenger RNA from Acanthisitta chloris (rifleman), 738 nucleotides. RefSeq names its product PARP1 binding protein (gene PARPBP). Gene Ontology annotation, biological process: negative regulation of double-strand break repair via homologous recombination. The record is from RefSeq and is a predicted model, not a curated record. The transcript is spliced from 4 exons. Gene Ontology annotation, cellular component: chromatin. The annotation marks the transcript as partial. Lineage: Eukaryota; Metazoa; Chordata; Aves; Passeriformes; Acanthisittidae.